Babjeviella inositovora NRRL Y-12698 is the source of this 1320-nucleotide messenger RNA. RefSeq names its product threonine aldolase family protein. Gene Ontology annotation, biological process: glycine biosynthetic process; L-threonine catabolic process. Lineage: Eukaryota; Fungi; Ascomycota; Pichiomycetes; Serinales. Bases 16 to 1113 code for a protein of 365 amino acids. Gene Ontology annotation, molecular function: L-allo-threonine aldolase activity. The transcript has 2 exons. Gene Ontology annotation, cellular component: cytosol. The record is from RefSeq and is a predicted model, not a curated record.
AGAUUAUUCUUAACCAUGCCAUUUACCAAGACCCGUGCCCAUAACGAAUUCAGAAGUGACACCUUUACGGUGCCCACACCAUCCGUGCUUGCUGCUGGGAUGGCCUCCACCACCACGCUCGGCGACGCCGUGUACAACGAGGACCAGACGACCCUUGCCUUGGAAGCUAAGGUUGCGGCCAUUACUGGGAAAGAAUCCGGCUUGUUUGCGGUUUCCGGGACCUUGUCCAACCAGAUUGCGAUUAGAACGCACUUGCUCCAGCCUCCGCACUCGGUGUUGUGCGACCACAGAUCGCAUAUCUACAUCGAUGAGGCUGGUGGAUUGGCUACGUUGUCGCAGGCGAUGGUUUCCCCCGUGAGACCUACUAACGGAAUCUACGUCACCUUGGAAGAUCUCAUCGAGAACUACAUCCCAGACCACGGCGACAUCCACUUGGCGCCCACCAAGGUUGUCUCCUUGGAAAACACCUGCAACGGAAUUGUUAUGCCGUUGGACGAGAUCAAGCGGAUUUCUGCCUGGUGCAAGGAAGAGGGCCUCAAAUUACACCUCGACGGUGCGCGCUUGUGGAACGCCCACGUAGCUACUGGUAUCUCCAUGAGAGAGUACUGCUCGUAUUUUGACUCUAUUUCCUUGUGUUUAUCCAAGUCGUUGGGGGCGCCUGUGGGGUCUGUGUUGGUGGGAACCAAGCAGUUCACCUGCAAGGCGAACCACUUCAAGAAGCAGAACGGCGGUGGGAUCAGGCAGUCUGGGAUCCUCACCGCGAUGGCGUCGGUGGCGAUCGACGAAAACCUCCCGCAGUUGGCGGUUGCCCAGGCGUAUGCAAAGGACAUGGAGCGCUUUUUAGAGCAACACCAGAUCGCACUCGAGUGGCCGGUCCACACCAACUUUGUGUUUAUUGACACCAAGAAGAUGAAAAUGAGCACGGACUUGUUGGAGGAAUUGGGAAAGAAGUAUGAUGUUAACUUGAUGGGCAACAGAAUUGCGUUUCACUUCCAGAACUCGCCGGAGGCUGUGGAAAAUGUCAAGAAGGCUGUAUUGGAGUGUUACCAGGAUAGCUUGACUAACCCGUAUGAUGUCCGCGGUGCCCUCAGGACCUAUAAGAUUGAUAACUAGGCUGUAGAGCACCAUCUAUAUUUUUAGUUAUUUAUCCUUAGACUAUUUAUUUAUUACCAUCUCAAACUCUGCGCGCUGUUUCUGAAAUUACUGACCAUUCUAUCUGAUAGGUGACAAUUAUUAUCAAUUCCAUAGACUGCGACAGAAUCUGAACGAGAAAGUCUCUGCAAAGGAAGGGACCAAAUUUAAUGAUUAUUAAGCACCAUU